AUGAAUGCCAAUCGACAGUGGAUGUAUAAUAGGCUCAAGGACGGGUUGUUGAAUACUGAAUUUUUAAAUGGUUUAGAGGAGUUCAUACAAUUUGCUUCAACCCAUCCUGAAUGUAUGGAUGGUAUGAAUAUAAGAUGUCCUUGUAGUAUGAAAAGGUGUUCGAAUCGGAGGUUCCUCUGUGUGGACGAUGUACGAUAUCAUCUGAUGAAAAAUGGUUUCGUCCCUAAUUACUACAGGUGGACAGCACAUGGUGAAUGUUGGGAUGAUCAAGGAACCUCUAGUGUGCUAAUGUCUGAAACUAUCAUGGAAAAUGAUUUUCAAACUGGGACUAGUGGCCGAUACCAUGAAAUGGUACUUGAAGGGUUUGGUUUACCGCCUCAAAUUGAAUUCAUGGAGGAGGCACCUAAUGCCGAGGCACAAAGGUUGUAUGAAAUGUUACAAGCAGCAAGUGAAGAGUUAUGGCCAGGAUGCAAUAAGCACACAAAACUAUCUGCUGUGAUUGUCGAGUUUUUGAAAGAAGUUCUACCUGAAGAUAAUGUGCUUCCUGAUAAUUUUUACAAAACGAAAAAGUUAAUUGAGGGUUUGGGUCUACCAGUGGAAAAGAUUGAUUGUUGCAGAAAUAAUUGCAUGAUAUAUUGGUCUGGUGACGCUGAGUUACAAGAAUGCAAGUUUUGCCAGCUUCCUAGAUAUAAACGCACGGUAAACAGCUUGACAAAGCAAGUUGUUCAGAAGCCAUAUAAGAAGAUGUAUUACUUUCCUCUCACUCCAAGGUUACAACGGCUUUAUGCAUCAGACGCAACAGCACCUCAUAUGAGAUGGCAUGCUGAACAUGAAUAUGAGGAAGGGGUCAUGCAUCAUCCAUCUGAUUCUCCUGCAUGGAAACACUUCAAUGCAUGUUAUCCAUCAUUUGGAUCAGAGAUAAGGAAUGUGAUGCUUGGAUUGUCUACUGACGGAUUCCAACCAUUUGGACAAUCUGGCCAACAGUACUCAUCUUGGCCCAUCAUUCUGACACCGUAUAAUCUUCCGCCAUGGCUGUGUAUGAAGUCAGAAUAUAUGUUUCUCACUGUUAUAGUUCCGGGCCCAAAUAAUCCUAAAUUUAAAAUUGAUAUAUUCUUACAACCCUUAAUCGAAGAACUAAAACAAUUAUGGAACAUGGGGGUUGAGACAUAUGAUGUGGAUAAGAAGCAAAAUUUUCUCAUGCGGGUUGCUUUGCUAUGGACCAUUAGUGACUUUCCUGCUUAUGCCAUGCUUUCUGGUUGGAGCACUGCAGGAAGGCUUGCAUGCCCAUAUUGUAUGGAUAACACUGAUGCAUUUACUUUGCCAAGAGGUGGCAAACAAUGUUGGUUUGACAAUCAUCGCAAAUUUUUGAACCAUAACCAUCCAUGGCGGAAGAAUAAAUCAUGGUUUAGAAAAAACAAAGUUGUAACUGAACAUGCACCUCUAGUAAGGACUGGAGAGGAAAUUUUGCAUGAGAUAGAGAGUCUUGGAUUAAUGAGAGUCACAGAUCCAGGUUCAGAUGUUGUUAAUGCUGUUAUUAGUAAGACAUGUGGAUGGAGGAAACGCAGCAUAUUCUGGGAUUUACCUUAUUGGAGUUCCUUGCUUAUUAGACACAACCUUGAUGUAAUGCAUAUUGAAAAGAAUUUUUUUGAUAACUUGUUCAAUACCAUUAUGAAUAUAGAGGGUAAAACAAAAGAUAAUGCAAAAGCAAGAGAAGAUAUGAGGGAAAUAUGUCGGCGGCCUGAGUUGGAGAUUAAUGCAGAAACUGGCAGGUAUCCAAAAGCAAUAUAUGCAUUGGACAAACCGGCAAAACAAGUUAUUUGUGAAUGGAUGAAGGGACUCAGAUUUCCUGAUGGUUAUGUGUCUAACAUGGCACGAUGUGUCGACAUGAACAAGUACAGAUUAUUUGGAAUGAAAAGUCAUGAUUGUCAUAUUUUCAUGCAAAGGUUGUUGCCUAUUGCAUUUCGUGAAUUAUUACCAAUGAGAGUGUGGGAAGCAAUUACCGAGCUAAGCAUUUUCUUUAAGCAACUAACGAGUACUAUCUUACGGGAGGAAGAUAUGCAAAGGCUUGAAGAGGACAUUCCGGUUAUACUAUGCAAAUUGGAGCGAAUAUUUCCUCCGGGUUUCUUCGACUCGAUGGAACAUCUUCCGGUUCAUCUUGCAUAUGAAGCUCGCAUUGGGGGUCCAGUGCAAUAUCGUUGGAUGUAUCCUUAUGAGCGGUACAAUGGAAUUUUAAAGAAGAAUAUUAAAAAUAAAGCCAAAGUUGAAGGAUCAAUUGCUAAUGCGUACUUGGUAGAAGAAGCAUCUUCUUUUUGUGCUUACUAUUUUGAGUCACAUGUUUCUACAAGGCAUCGACGGGUUCCACGUAAUGAUGAUGGUGGUGUAGUGGAAGAUCAGGAGAUUGAAGGAAAUCUAUCAAUAUUCAAAUAUCCGGGUAGACCCAUAGGUCAAUCAAAGAAAAGGAUAUUGACAAAGGAUGAAAGAAAUGCAGCUCAUUUAUAUAUCUUACUAAAUUGUGAAGAAGUUUCGCCAUUUAUCAAAAUAUAUAUUGAGGAUCUACGGAGGAUAUCACCUAACAUUACUGAUGGGGAGGUAGACAUCACAUUGGAGAAUAACUUUCCCACAUGGUUCAAAGCAUACGUAAGCUUUAUAAUACUUGCAAUACUACGCUGAAUUUGGUGAAUGAAUCAAAAUUAAUUUUAUAUGUUAACUUUUUGUAAUAGGUACAUGAACCAAC
Manihot esculenta (cassava) is the source of this 2734-nucleotide messenger RNA. RefSeq lists its product as uncharacterized. The transcript has 4 exons. Lineage: Eukaryota; Viridiplantae; Streptophyta; Magnoliopsida; Malpighiales; Euphorbiaceae. The coding region runs from base 1 to 2670 and encodes 889 amino acids. The record is from RefSeq and is a predicted model, not a curated record.